Molecule: messenger RNA, 950 nt
Organism: Schistocerca americana (American grasshopper)
Lineage: Eukaryota; Metazoa; Arthropoda; Insecta; Orthoptera; Acrididae
Product: pro-resilin-like
Exons: 3
Coding region: 47-685 (212 amino acids)
Cellular component (GO): extracellular matrix
Source: RefSeq, a predicted model, not a curated record
CUCUCCACUAGCACACUCCUCCCCACGUCUGACAACGUUCUACGAAAUGAAGGUGAGCGUGCUGUUGCUGACUUUGGUGGCUGCGGUCGCAGCCGAGCCUCCUGCUGACCGCUCGUACCUGCCACCGAGCGCGCAGUACGGUGCCCCGUCGCCGGCAGCUCCCAGCACCCAGUACGGCGCUCCAGCCGCUGGAGCCGCCUUCCUCGGCGGCUCUAUCCAGCGCCCGGCGGCCCGCGUCUCCUCGAGUCUGGGUGCGGCAGCUUCCAGCAGGAGGCUGGGCUCGGGUUCACUGGGACGCGGAUUCUCCGGUCUCGGCCGCGCCGGUGGUCUGUCAACCGAGUACGGUGUCCCUGGCUACAGCUACGGGCGUACUGGCAUGCAGGAGGACCCUCUUGCAGAGCCGGCCAACUACGAGUUCAGCUACUCGGUGCAGGACAGCGAGACGCUGAGCGACUUUGGACAAGAGGAGUCCAGGCAGGGGGAGAGCGCCCAGGGCCAGUACCGCGUGCUGCUGCCCGACGGCCGCAAGCAGAUCGUCUCCUACCAGGCGGACGAGGGCGGCUACAGGCCCACCGUAGAGUACCAGGACACCGGACUCACCGCCUACUCCGCCGCCGGAUACGGCUACGGCAGGGGGCGCGCUGGGGCUGGAGCUGGAGCUGUAAAUGGGGGAUACCACUACUGAUACAUGAUCGGCUAGUGAGAUCUGUGUGCAUGGCUGCACUUGUGGUGUGUGCAGAGUAGGAGCGCUACGUGCCACACUUCUUACAUAGUUGCUGCUCUUUCUCCCAUUAUCGCUUUCUGCAAAGCUUCAUUUAAAUCCUUGCUCCAAUUCAGUCUUUAAUUCCUAUGUUGUACAGUACACUACUUUGUUUUUAGUGAGCAGUACUACCGAAUUGUAUAGAAUUAUAUGACAGUUUGUUUUCGUAUAAACUGUUGGGAACCAGUGC